AUGAUAAAGACUAAAUUGGCUUUAUUAGUCUGCUUUGCUCUCUUAGGCUUUAGUUUUGCAUAAUUGAGCCUAGAUGAUGCACUAAAUUAUUCUUUAGAUGGUAAGAAGUGCAAGCAAAGUGACUCUGUUCAAUCCGAUAGAUAAUACAUACAGAACUAUUUGGAUAGAUAUGAAACAAUUAAAUCAGUACAAAACGAAAUUGAUAUCUUGAAAUAGGUUUUAGCUUUGAUUUAAUAAGCAAGAGCUUCAAUUGUUAAAAUUGAUGCUGGCUUUACUGCUCUUAUAUAAACUUAGAAUUAUUCAGAGCUUUUACAUGGAGAUAAUUAUGAUGAGCUCCUCAAUUUAAUCUCAGUUAUGUAAAGCACUGCUGAUCCAGAUAAGAAGCUUGUUUUGUGCGAUUAAAUUAUUCAAAAAAUUAAUGAGUUGAUUGCUGAAUAAUAAUAACUUAUUUCAAAACCUGGUUAUGCUGAAAUUCCUAAUGUCCUUACUUAAAAGCUUACAUAGAUUGAUACCUGGUUAAAGAACUGUAAGGCUGAUGCUGAAUCUCCUGGAUCUGUUGUUAUUGACAAUGGAAGUGGUAACAACAAUGGUGGUAACAACAAUGGCGGUAACAACAAUGGCGGUAACAACAAUGGCGGCAACAACAAUGGAAACGGUGGAGAUGGAAAUGGAUCAAUUAUUUCUUCACCUAAUACUGAAGAUGGUAAUGGAAGUGUUAGAAUUGGUUAUUACAUAGAUACAUAAGAUGGUCAUGGUAGUAUCAGUAUGCAACCUAGCAAAACUCACGAUAAAAACGGUAGUAUCAGAGUUUUGGAAGGAGAUUAAUAGGAUACUGAUGGUGAUACUGGUGAUGAUGACGAUGAAGAUCCUGACAAUAACGAUGACGAUUAGAAUGGGUCAAUUGAUGUUGACAACGGAAAAGGUGGUUCAUCUGGAAAUAAUAAUGGAGGUUCAUCUAGCAAUAACAAUGGCUCAUUAGAUGUUAAUAACGGCUCUAAUAACAAUAACAACAACAACAACAAUAACAACUCUGGUAACAACUCAUCUAACAAUAAUGGGUCUCUAGAUGUUAAUAAUGGUAGUGGUUCAUCUUCUGGAAGUGGUAGUGGUUCAGGUAGUGGAUCCUCUUCAAAUAAUAAUGGAUCUUUGGAUGUUACUGAUGGUUCAAUUGAAGUCGGAAAUAAGCAAUUACAAAGUGUUAGUGUUGGAAAUAAUGCUUUCAUUCAAAAAAAACUCAGAAAACAAAGACGUAUUUGA
Molecule: messenger RNA, 1257 nt
Organism: Tetrahymena thermophila SB210
Lineage: Eukaryota; Ciliophora; Oligohymenophorea; Hymenostomatida; Tetrahymenidae
Product: transmembrane protein, putative
Exons: 5
Source: RefSeq, a predicted model, not a curated record